Molecule: messenger RNA, 2143 nt
Organism: Anopheles bellator
Lineage: Eukaryota; Metazoa; Arthropoda; Insecta; Diptera; Culicidae
Gene: Pdk
Product: pyruvate dehydrogenase (acetyl-transferring) kinase, mitochondrial
Exons: 7
Coding region: 216-1421 (401 amino acids)
Biological process (GO): regulation of glucose metabolic process; protein phosphorylation
Cellular component (GO): mitochondrion
Molecular function (GO): pyruvate dehydrogenase (acetyl-transferring) kinase activity
Source: RefSeq, a predicted model, not a curated record
AUUUAGCCAAUCCCCGGCAACUAAAAUCUCGAAAGUAACAGUGCAACGCUAUCAAUAGCCUGGAAAGAUCUUUGCAAAUGAGUUUGAUGUCUCCUUUAUUUGUUGUCUUAUCGAUGUGUAAUUCAAAGUGAUACCGAAGAUUAGAGUGCUGUGCAGCAUAUCGAAAAUUGCAAAUUGUAAAUUAGCAUACCAACCGCUGACUGUGUGUCGUUAAAAUGAGGCUAUUUUCAAUGCGAAUGUCCAACGUAAACAAGAUGUUGGAUUUUUACUCCCAGUUUAAUCCGUCGCCACUAAGCAUAAAGCAAUUUAUUGACUUUGGCUUAAAUGCAUGCCCACGAAAGUCGUACAUUUUCCUGAGGAAAGAACUACCUGUCCGUCUGGCGAAUAUAAUGAAAGAAAUCACCCUACUUCCAGAAAGUUUACUUCGAAUGCCAUCCGUAGGUUUAGUCAGCGCGUGGUAUGUGAAAAGUUUUGAAGAGGUGCUCGCCUUCGAGAAAACAGAUCCAUCAGAAAAUAACUUGGAGAAAUUUUGCAAAUCACUCAUACAAAUCCGUGACCGUCACUCCGAUGUUGUUCAAACAAUGGCACAAGGCAUAUUGGAGCUGAAAGAAAGCCGCAACGGAUCUGUUGAAUUGUCCACUGAGCUGUCUAUUCAGUAUUUUCUCGAUCGUCUGUACAUGUCCCGCAUUAGCAUACGUAUGCUUAUCAAUCAGCACACAAUAUUGUUUGGAGAAAUACCACAAACGGGACGACAUAUUGGUAGCAUAGAUCCUUUAUGUGAUCCUCACAUGGUCGUGAGGGAUGCUUACGAAAAUGCUCGCUUUCUAUGUGAUCAAUACUAUCUAGCAAGUCCGGAGCUUGAGGUCGUCGAACAUAACGAAAUAGACAAGGGAAAUUCAAUCAAGAUUGUGUAUGUACCUUCCCACUUGUACCACAUGUUGUUUGAACUUUUCAAAAAUGCGAUGCGUGCCGUCAUGGAACACCACGGAACGGAAGAUGAUGUCCCACCGAUAAAGGUUACAAUAGUGAAAGGCAAAGAAGAUAUCUGUGUUAAAAUGUCUGACCAGGGUGGUGGAAUACCACGUUCCCAAGUGGAUCAACUGUUCAAAUACAUGUACAGUACAGCGCCUCAACCGCCGAAAUCAAAAACCGAUUUACCAUUGGUUCCGCUAGCGGGUUAUGGAUACGGUUUACCAAUAUCGAGAUUGUAUGCUCGUUACUUUCACGGUGAUUUAGUUUUGUUCUCUUGUGAAGGCUAUGGCUCGGAUGCAAUUAUUUAUCUGAAAGCGUUUUCUGAUGAAGCAAACGAAUUACUUCCGAUAUUCAACAAAACAAGCACACGAUUCUACAAAGCAACUGUGCCGACCGGAGACUGGUCGAAUCAGGUAAAGGGUAAAAAGAUUAAGCCUAUAAUUAUAUAAAAGCGCAAACCACCGGCCGUCAUUCACUAAUUGUAAGUGGGUUUAGCAAUUAAAAAAUGUAUAUAUGAAUGAAAAUGAGUAACAGCAAGGCAAACAGCUCGUUUCUUUAAAUAUGCAACAAAGAUGCGGACCAUAAUUUUUUUGUUCCGACAAAGGAUUGUUCCGCAACACCGAAAAAUAAUCAUUGCAAUGAAACUAUGUUGGAAUCACACUGACGCACAGACAAAAUACAACAGUUUCGCAUUAUGUUAUUCUAGAUCGAAUUCUAAUCGAACAAAAUUCUUAUCAUCUGACACAUGGGACAUGGGAUUCUCGUAAACCUUUGUUACAGUGUCCAUUUGUCUUACCUUUGCAACGAUUUUCACUUUUUCUUUUAUUCUAUUAGGGAAAGAACUUUACCAACAGAUUGUUGUAGCGGAAUCUUUAUAUGCAUAACAGCAUAUUGCGUGCAUUGUCGUUUAGUAAUUGCCUAAAGAUGGAUCGCCUACGUUAUGGUCGUUCAUGGAUGCGACCUGCUGCCCUUCUCUGCUUACUGUUCUACUACGCGAUAUUACAAUUAGCAUCUUAACAUGAUAAAACUUGUUUUUCAUAGUUGAAUGUUACCAAAUGUUUCAAGUCAGUCAUAAUACUGUUACAUUUCGUUAGUUGUUUAUUACUUUUUAGUAGUUUUAUUUAUACAAUAGUAACUAUGAACUAAAUAUAUGCACUUAUACUUACGCUGC